AUGGUUUGGUUGAGACUCUUUGCGUUAGUUCGGCAUUUCUAUUUCAAUUAUAACUAUGUCGAUACAAAUUUACCAUAUGUUCAUUCAUUAUUCGUUCGGCGUUUCCAACUCUCAAUCCGAAUGGUGAUUGCAUUUCUUAUCAGUGCUUUCCUUGUCUAUGCAACAGGAUUGCAUAAUCAACUCUCACAAGCAUUUAUAAUUCCUCUUAUUUGUACGUUAGUUAUCCAGGACACAUUUGGUGCAACAGUAGCUGCUUCUUUUCAAAUGUUAUUUACACUUACUCCUGUUUCAAUCUUUCUAUUUAUUAUUCAAAAAAUUGGUCUUGGUUAUCACGAUUACAUUGCAGCUGAAUUUACAUUGCUUGCCGCAGCUUUUUUUAUUGGCUUCGUUGGUUCACAGGCUCAAAGUCGUAAAAUACCUUUGGUAAUAUGUGCAAUAUUUUUUGCAACGAUUGUUAAUCAAAACAAUGUUCCAUCAACAUUUGCUUUUCAAUUACUUGAAUCAUUUGCUAUUGGAAUUUGUAUAUGUUUACUUGUUUCCUUGAUUAUUUUACCUUCUUUUGCGACAAUCGAUAUUGAAAAUCGUGUUAAAUAUAUUUUAUUAAAUCUUAAUGAUAUGCAUAUGUUAAUCGUUCAAUCGUUCUUACGUGAAGAUGAAAUAGAUGCACAAGCAUCACUUACUCGAGUAACAACAAUUGAACAAAUGAUUGAAGAAGCUAUGAGUCCAAUACAAAUGAAACUUAUUUUUGCUCGUUUUGAACCAGCAAGACUUCUUCAAUGGAUUUAUAAUCGCAAAAGACGAAAUAUAAUCGAUUUAACAUUACAAGAACAAGAAAAUUUGAUUACAUCAUUAUUUCUUCAUGUCCGUUCGAUGCAUUCGAUGGUUAAACAAUGUCAAUUUAAUGAAUAUCAUACUGAAUUUAUACGAGAUAUUCGAGAAAGUCUUUUACAUUUAUGUUCAUGUCAAACAAUAAUAAUAAAUUCUAUAACAAAACAUAGCUCAAUAACAAAAAAUCAAUUUAUGUAUUAUAUAUCAAAUCUGUCUCAAUCUCGACAAAGACUUAAUAUAAUCCAUGAAACUGGUCUUCUUAAUCGUAUGGAAUAUGCACUUAUAUCUAAUACAAAUAUUCGAUCAGAUAGUCAGCUUCAACAUGCUUUCUUUCUUUUUCAAAUUCAUAUGAUUGUACGACUUCUAAUCGACACACCGGUAACAAAAGAGAAAAAAACUAAGAUACAAAAACCUGAAAAGGCAAGUUUAAAAGAACGUUUAAUACCAAAAUGGUCACGAAUAGCUAUAGCAUUAAAAACGACAAUUAUCAUUGGAAUUGGUUCAAUUUUUGUUAUGGUACCAACUUUAGUAACAACAUUUGAAAAUGGUCAAUGGAUUUUUAUUGCUCUUUGUAUGACACAAGGAGAUACGGUUGGUGGAGCAUUUACAACAAUGCAAAUGAGACUUUUUGGAACUUUACUUGGAGCUAUGUGGGGAUAUAUUACAUUUUUAGCAGUUGGAGAAAAUAUUUAUAAUACGUGUGGCAUGUUAGUUCCAUGGAUUCUUUUCUUUGGUUAUAUAAGAUCAUUACCGAAUUGGACAUAUACAGCUGUUGUAGCUAUAUUUACUCCAAUACUUAUUAAUCUGGGUCGACUUGCUUAUACAACUCCAGUGCCUGAGGAAAAUUUUGUUCUUCUUAGAAUUGAAGAAAAUGUUAUUGGAAUUGCUCUUUCGGUUAUUCUAACUGUAAUUAUAUUUCCAGUAUUUGCGAUAGAUUUACUUAAAAACAAUAUUAAAAAUACACUCAAAUCUUUUUGUGAAAGUGUUAAUUGUAUACGGUCGAUUUAUAUGAAAUUAUCUUUUGAUGAAAAUUCAAAGGAUAUAGUUUUAGACAUUGAACAAGAAAGAGAAAUUGAAUCAUUUUUUGCAGCUCAAAGAAAUCAAUUUGAUCAACUUAUUACAGCUCAACGAAUGGGUAUUCAACAAAUUACAGUUGAACCUACUUUUAUUUCAAUUAAUAACUUUCCAUCUACACAUUAUACAACACUUAUUGAACAACAAAUAGAUAUCUGUCAAAUUUUACAUACUAUUGACGCAUCAUUAAUGUAUAUGAAUGAAUGUUUCUUUAUCAGAGGAGAUGAAAUACAUUCAAUUGGAAAGGAAUUUUUUCAUCAAUUUCGAAAAGAAUUAUCAAUCAAACACGAUAUCAUCGAUUGUUUAAUGAUGGAAUUUUUAAUAAUGAAGAAUUACUCAAAAUUGAAAUGUUAA
Adineta ricciae is the source of this 2256-nucleotide messenger RNA. NCBI's taxonomy places the organism in Eukaryota, Metazoa, Rotifera, Eurotatoria, Adinetida, Adinetidae. The record is from the annotation of a GenBank genome assembly.